AUGUUGGUCAGGUUCGUGAACGACGUCAACCACGCCGAAGCCCCCAUGUGGCUGAGGGGUUUGCUGUAUAAGAGCAUUUUGCUUAUCUGCAUAAGUUGCGUUGGCGUGUAUGCGAUCACUAGGGCUUUGGUGACCUUCUAUCGCCUCUAUCUGCAUCCGUUGGCAGCUUUCAAGGGGCCAAGAGCGGCAGCGAUUUCCAGAAAUUGGGUAUACAAAGUUCUCACGGGUCCAAGCCUACCAGAGACAGUCUUUGAGAAAUUGCAUACUGAAUACGGUGUGAAAGCGAUUCGAAUUGGUCCGAAUGAGUUGCAUCUUACUGAUGUUUCGCUGUACAAAACGAUAUACAACCAAACGACUCCCUACCUAAAGGAGCAUGGCUUCUACGAUGGAUUCUUGACUCCUCACACCAUUUUUGCGGAGACUGAUCCCCAACUGCACAAGGAGCGGAGGAAGAUGCUAAACCCUAUGUUUUCUAAGAUGGGGGUCAGAAAACUGGAGCCUGUGAUACAAAAGAAGAUCUUGACUUUGGGCAAGAAGAUCAAGGCUAUUGCUUCCAGUGGACCUAUCAACGUGUAUGAUGCUUACAGAUGCAUGGCCAUUGACAUCAUGAUGAGAUUUGCAUUCGGCAACGAGUCAGACGCCAUCAAUGAGACGCCAGGAACUUUCAUAGCAACCUUCCUGACAGCAUUUGAUGCUGCCUCCCACACCCUGGCGGACACACAAGAAAACCCGGUAAAGCGAUUUGUCGCAGGCAAAAUUCCAUUAUCUCUGGUUGCAAAGGUUGACAAGAAUAUAAGAGUCAUCUAUAAGCUACAAGACACGGCUUACCAGGGCAUAAGGCGUCACAAGAAGCUUACAGAGUCUCCAUCACAUCCGGUCAUUUUUGAUAACCUAAAAUCCCUCACUGACAAAGCACAAGCCGCACAGUCGAUUGAAAUACUUCUCAUUGGCUCUGACACAUCGGCGUUCACGCUAAGUAUGGGCUCGUUCCAUAUCUUAUCCAGUCCCGAGUGUAAGGAAAAGCUCGUGGCGACUCUCAAUGAGCAUAUUCCGAAUCCGGAUGCAAUGCCAUCGCUUGUCGAGCUCGAGAAGAUUGAUUAUCUCUGGGCCGUUGUGAAAGAAGUUCAGCGAAUGGCUAUCUCUGUUCAUGGGCGGCUACCUCGGGUGGUACCUAAGGAAGCUCCGCCAUUGCUCGUUGAUGGAAAGGUUAUUCCACCAGGCACGGUCAUUGGAAUGUCAGCAUAUACAAUGCACACAAGCAUUGAGUUGUGGGGUCCGGACAUGGAACUAGGGAUCCUGACAGGCUCGAGGAGUAUUUGUGUACCUUCAGCAAGGGCUGUGGCGUAUGCCGAAGUGACUAUGGCACUCGCGUACUUUUUCCGGACAUUCGACAUGACAUUGAAGACAACCAAGCCUGAGCUCAGGGGUCACUUCACCCUAGGUUUUGCUAACGGCAUGAUGAUAGACUUUAAGAAAUCUUUGAGAUAG
Aspergillus novofumigatus IBT 16806 is the source of this 1488-nucleotide messenger RNA. RefSeq names its product cytochrome P450. Lineage: Eukaryota; Fungi; Ascomycota; Eurotiomycetes; Eurotiales; Aspergillaceae. The record is from RefSeq and is a predicted model, not a curated record. The transcript has 8 exons. Gene Ontology annotation, molecular function: monooxygenase activity; iron ion binding; heme binding. The coding region runs from base 1 to 1488 and encodes 495 amino acids.